Fonsecaea multimorphosa CBS 102226 is the source of this 1311-nucleotide messenger RNA. RefSeq lists its product as uncharacterized. Gene Ontology annotation, biological process: secondary metabolite biosynthetic process. Lineage: Eukaryota; Fungi; Ascomycota; Eurotiomycetes; Chaetothyriales; Herpotrichiellaceae. Bases 1 to 1311 code for a protein of 436 amino acids. Gene Ontology annotation, molecular function: FAD binding. The transcript is spliced from 3 exons. The record is from RefSeq and is a predicted model, not a curated record.
AUGGGUUUUGCAGACACAAAGAUCGUGGUAAUCGGCGGGGGCCUGGGAGGCAUGGCGUUCAUGAAUGCAGCCUUGUUCGCCGGAUUGACCGACGUGCAUCUAUACGAGCAAGCACCGGAGUUCACUGAAGUCGGUGCGGGAGUCGACAUCACGCGAAACGCUUGUCGCAUCCUCGAUUCGUAUGGGUUGAAAGAGAAGAUGCUCUGGAAAUCCAAUAGUGAUCCUCCUCAUUUUAUGGAGUACCGCGAUUGGAAGACGGCCGAAUACUUGGGCCAGAUCGAUGAAUGGGGUGAGCCGGCCUCGCGUCAACUCCACCGUGCCGAUCUUCUGGACGUGCUGAAGGAUCGGAUUCCGGCGGACCGGCUGCACCUUUCCAAGAAGCUCUCUGCCAUCGAGCCCCAGGAACACGGGCCGGCAUACCGAGUGAUCUUCGAAGAUGGAACCGUCGCCGUAGCCGAUAUCAUCGUCGGAUGUGAUGGGAUUCGGUCUCAGGUGCGCAAACACCUGGGACUGGACGAUGAGCUGGUCUACUCUGGGCAAGUUGUUUAUCGCACCUAUAUCGACUACAAGGACCUCCCACCAGCCACCGCAGAAAUGCUAAGGCGGGUAGUUAUUUUCCGGGGCAAGCACAAGCAUAUCCUCACUCUCCCAAACGGGAACGAAGCGUCCGGUUCGGCGCGGAUCUGCGUGGUUGCAUUUAUGCCGGAGCCACUCGCGCAGUGGACAGCCCAGCAAUGGGUUAUCCGGGACGAAAUUGACCACUUCGCUGCCCAUAUAACAGACUGGACAAGCGAGGCCCAAGACAUCAUUUCCGCUCUUAAGGCCGCGUCUCCCGACGGCAAAAUGUUGAAGCAAGCCUUGUACGUGCGAAAGCCCGUCGACACAUGGUUCAAGGUGUCGCCGACCCGACCGGAUUCUGGGAUCGUUUUAGUCGGCGAUUCCGUGCAUUCUACUCUUCCUCAUCAAGCCCAGGGGACUUGUAUGGCCAUUGAAUCCGGUGCCGCGCUGGCGACGAUUCUCAGGACCUGGAAAGACAACGACCUACAAAGCGCCCUAAAAUUCUAUCAGACGCUGCGAAAGCCUAGGACUGACAAAAUCACUACGACGAGCUAUGAUGCAGGUAAGCUGGGAAGCGCCGACGAUGUUGCCAAGGUCACUCCUACAUUCAAUCCGACAGUCAUUCGCGAUCGGAUGAAGUGGGUUAUGGAGUACAAUCUUCUCCAGGAUUUGAUUUCGCGCGGAAAGGACUACUUGGACAUUUCUCCCAGCACCGAACAUGGCGCCAGACUCAUUUCCGCUGCGGAAGCAUGA